Messenger RNA from Paramecium primaurelia, 966 nucleotides. The record is from the annotation of a GenBank genome assembly. Lineage: Eukaryota; Ciliophora; Oligohymenophorea; Peniculida; Parameciidae.
AUGAAAUAAAAUGAUCUAAGAUUUGCAAUAGCAUCCCAAGGAGCCACUAUUUGUGUAUAAUUUCUUCAUCCACUUGAUAUAAUCAAGACAAGAAUGCAAAGUAAGUAAUUAUUAUGAAUUCUUCUAAUAGGUCAUGAUGGUCAAACACACAAAAAUUUAGUACCUAAAUAUGGUAGUAUAUCAAAUGCAAUUAAAUAAAUAUAUAAGGAAGAAGGAAUAAAAGGAUUUACCAAAGGAAUAUUUUGGUCAUUAUGUGCCAAUAGUAUUGCAAGAGUUCUAUUUUUCGUAUUGUAAAUUACAUCUCUAAGUAUAGUUAUGAAAGCAAAAAAGAAGAAUGCAAUUCCUAUUUUGGACAUGGUUCUAAAAAAGGAAUACUUAUUGCCUCUAUAUACGCUUCACUUCUUGCUUAAUUAAUAACCUAGCCCUUAUGGGUUACUCUAACUAGAUUGCAAUUAAAUGUUGGGAAAAUGAAUGUAAGAAUAUGAUGUUUAUUUUAAGGGUUUCGAAAAUGUCAAAUUUACUAUUCAAUAAAUAUAUAAUCAACAUGGAUUUUUAGGUUUUUAUCGUGGUUUAAAAAUGGCUUUAUUUACUUCAUGUCAUGGAAUGAUUUAAAUCAAUUGUUAUGAAUGGACUCUAUCUCUUUUAACUCAACUUGAAUAAUAUAAAGAUUUCAAUUCGUUUAUAGCUGGAGGAUUUUCAAAGGGAUUUGCAAUCUUUUGCACUUAUCCAAUGACCACAAUUAAAACUAGAAUCAUAUAAAAUUAAUUUAUAGGAUCCGAAAAUCCUAAAUAUAAAUCUAACUUUGACAUCGCCAAUAAAAUAUUAGAACAUGAAGGUUUUAGAGGGUUUUAUAAAGGGAUUACUGCCUCUAUGCUUAAAGGAAUGCCUUCUAAAGCUAUUUAUUUUUUCUUUUAUGAACAUUUUAAGGAUAUGCUUAAUGUAGGAAGAACAAAAAACAAUAAUUGA